Molecule: messenger RNA, 2292 nt
Organism: Myzus persicae (green peach aphid)
Lineage: Eukaryota; Metazoa; Arthropoda; Insecta; Hemiptera; Aphididae
Exons: 18
Coding region: 221-2071 (616 amino acids)
Cellular component (GO): chitin-based extracellular matrix
Molecular function (GO): structural constituent of chitin-based larval cuticle
Source: RefSeq, a predicted model, not a curated record
GGGCACGUCCCCGAGGACGUCAGCUCUGGACUUAUGGUCGUUUUGAAAAAUCGACGCGUAUAAAAGAUGUGGGCAAACGGCCGACACGAUUGAGUUUGAGUUCCACGGGGUUGCCGAUCGAUCAUCGUUACUCAUAUAACAGACGCAAAGUGCCGAUUUGAUUGUAUUUACGCGUUGUAUACGAUAUUACUUUAAACAAAAUAACGAUAAACAUAUAGCGAUGUACACAACGAAAAUGAUGCGUCUUUCGUCUGCCAUCACAGUCUUGAUGAUCAUGGUUGCAGCAGCGUCUGCCGGAUUUUAUCCGGCGACGAUGGGCAACAAAGGUGCUGCCGUGGGACGAACUAAAUCUGACACCAAUCGUGACACUUCAGGCGAUAGCUACCACAUACAGUCGUCUGAUGGACAAUUUGUAUUCGGACACGCCAAUGGAGAACAGGGCAGAGCCGAGAUGCGCGACAGCGACGGUACGGUGACCGGAUAUUACAGUUACGCGGACCGCGACGGUCGAGUGGUUCGUGUCGAUUACGUGGCGGACAAGGGCGGAUACAGAGUGAUUUCGAACGCCGGCGUGCAGUCCGCUUCGGUGACCGUUCAGGCGGACGGCGGUGGUGCUCCCGCUGCUCAAACCGAUUUCCGCAAACUGUACUCGGACAUGACCCGACGCAUCAAAAGCACAGUCAUUCAACGAGGUCAAAAAAUGGUGGAUCCUAUCGGUGCAGGCCAACAGCCAGUCGUCAUGGAUCCGAUUUUACACCCAACUGAAGAGACAAAACAUUCAAACCAAGAAGAAAAAAUCGAUUUUCCGGAUUGGAAUCAAGUGAAGAUAUCUACGACCCAAAAACCAAUGGAUGGAAUUGCAGAACAAGGUGAAGGACAACAACAACAAGAAAUUGUAGAUCCUAAUUUGGAUAGUGUUAAGAUUACAACUCAAAAAUCAAAUCAGAUUGAAAGAAAUGAUAACGAUGACCAAGGAUCUAUUGGCGAUUCGAAGAUUGGAAUGAUCACUACAGAAAUGCCUUUAGUACCAUUAGUUCCGUUCCAGCCUCAAGUUAACACGAGAGGAGAUCGUAAGGGAGGAUACUCUGAUACAGUAUCGCACGAAGAUCAUGCCAAGGAAAUUACGACUGAAGUCGGCAAUUCUAUGGUCGGUGCAGAAUUUACCGUAAUCGAUGACACAGAAAAUAAUUCACCGGUCACGAAACCCAUAUCGAUUAUAAGCAACAUUCAAACAACGGUAUCAUAUUACGACGGGCCUGGACAAACCACUGAAAGUAACGACGGACGACUAGCUUUCCAGACAACAAUAUCUGGUGUAAAACAAUUUGAUGAAUAUUCAACAGCAGUGGUUUCAGAAAGGGCGACGGAGCAUUACCAAACCAUUAAAGAGAACGAGGACAAAAUUAAGAUUUCAUCUGAAACGGAUGUACUGGUGACCAUCAAACCACUACAGGAUAAUGAAUCAUUUGAAAAUGUACAGACUACAGUUGAACCGAGUCGUCAAACCGACGUCCAAACCACCGGCGUAUCGUCCAGUGUCGAUUACACGACGAUCGAAACGGUAAACAGAAAUCCCGCUUUAGUCAGUACGCUGCGGCCUUCGUACGAAUCUGAGAUCGCUACAUCGCAGACCGGUGGUAGGGUCGGUGACACGGAAACCACAACUGCAGUCGAUGCAGCAGGCAUUCAGUACGUGACCGAACAGAACAAUAAUAAUGAAGACCGUCCUGAGUUUAGAACCCUAGAGCCCACAGAGUCGAUUGGGACUACCAUCAGACCUGACUUGGAAAAUUCCCAGCAAGAACAAGAGAUAGUUUGGCCAGAAAUCCCACAAGAGCCAGUGCCUCAAGUCUUGGUACCGCUGGAUCCAUAUCCCGCCGAAGAUGUGAGGCCGAAAAAUUCUGGUGUCAAGACUCUGCCAAACGAUUCGAGACCGGUCAGAGAUUACAAACCGGACGAAUUGAAAGCAGAGGCCAACGUCUCAGAAAUCGAAACAACGACUCUGAUAGAAAAUAAUGAAGGAGAAAACGGAACUAUGUUCAAUUUUCCCAAAUAUUAUCUCAUAGGCUGACGAUGGACGCGCGUAUCAUAAUAAAUAAAUAAUAACUAAUAACAUUUUACCUACGAAUAUUGUGUUCAUUAGACUUGUUAAUAUGCAGCUUAUUAGCUUUGCGUGUACACUCAUUUAUGACAAUCGUAAUUAUAAAUUGUACACUUCUCGAAUUAAAUAACAUGUUAUGUAUAAUUAUAUUGAAAUUAAUGUAUUCCAAUAAAAAUUAUUGAGUUACUGUA